Molecule: messenger RNA, 4764 nt
Organism: Cyclopterus lumpus (lumpfish)
Lineage: Eukaryota; Metazoa; Chordata; Actinopteri; Perciformes; Cyclopteridae
Product: glycogen synthase kinase-3 beta-like
Exons: 11
Coding region: 189-1499 (436 amino acids)
Biological process (GO): extrinsic apoptotic signaling pathway in absence of ligand; negative regulation of canonical Wnt signaling pathway; insulin receptor signaling pathway
Cellular component (GO): cytosol; cytoplasm; nucleus
Molecular function (GO): protein serine/threonine kinase activity; ATP binding
Source: RefSeq, a predicted model, not a curated record
CCCAGGUGGCAUUGCGAGCGGUCUGUUUCUAGGUGUCUAGCAACAGCUAUCAGCCCAGACAGCCGGCGGCAACGGGAGCGGAAUUUCUCGGUGUGUCUUUCCACGAUUAUACGCUGCCGGGUAUCCAUAAUUAAUAGUCAAUUGGCUGAAAAUAGGGAAAGAAACAACCCUGAACCCUGCACAGAGAUAUGAGCGGCAGCGGGCGGCCCAGGACCAGCUCGUUUGCUGAGCCGCCAGGUGUUCCAGGAAUCGCCGCUGCGUCCACCGGAUCAGCCGCUGCCGUGGGGAGCAGCACAGGAAAGUCCGGGGUCCCGCAGGCCUCCGGCAGCAGCUCGUCGGGAUGCUCGAACCUUAAGCUUGCCAGAGACAGCGGGAAGGUGACGACCGUUGUGGCCACCCCAGGUCAGGGACCGGACCGCCCACAUGAAGUCUCUUACACUGACAUCAAGGUGAUCGGCAAUGGAUCGUUUGGUGUGGUGUACCAAGCUCGCCUCAUCAACAGCCAAGAGAUGGUGGCCAUUAAGAAGGUUCUGCAGGACAAGAGGUUCAAGAAUCGGGAACUGCAGAUCAUGAGGAAGCUGGACCACUGCAACAUCGUCCGGCUACGUUACUUCUUCUACUCCAGUGGAGAGAAGAAGGAUGAAGUGUAUCUCAACCUGGUGCUGGACUUUGUCCCUGAGACGGUCUACAGGGUCGCCAGGCAUUUUAACAAGGCCAAGAGCAUCAUUCCUAUCAUAUAUGUGAAGGUGUACAUGUACCAGUUGUUUCGUAGUCUGGCAUACAUCCAUUCCCAGGGCGUGUGUCACAGAGACAUCAAGCCCCAAAACCUGCUUGUCGACCCAGAAACUGCCAUCCUCAAGCUGUGUGACUUUGGCAGCGCCAAGCAGCUGGUCCGUGGAGAGCCCAACGUGUCGUAUAUCUGCUCUCGGUAUUAUCGUGCCCCCGAGCUCAUUUUCGGUGCCACGGACUACACGGCAAACAUUGACAUCUGGUCAGCAGGCUGCGUCCUGGCUGAGCUGCUGCUCGGACAACCCAUAUUCCCCGGUGACAGCGGGGUGGACCAGCUUGUCGAGAUUAUCAAGGUGCUGGGAACCCCAACAAGGGAACAAAUCCGAGAGAUGAACCCAAACUACACAGAAUUCAAGUUUCCUCAGAUCAAAGCUCAUCCAUGGACCAAGGUGUUUAAACCUCGCACCCCUCCGGAGGCCAUUGCCCUUUGCUCCCGGCUGCUGGAGUACACGCCGGCCUCGCGGUUCUCCCCACUAGAGGCCUGUUCGCACGCCUUCUUCGACGAGCUGCGCCAGCCAAACACACGACUGCCCAGCGGCAGAGAACUGCCGAUGCUCUUCAACUUCAGCACCACAGAGCUGUCCAUCCAGCCCCAGCUGAACUCGACCCUCAUUCCUCCUCACGCUCGCUCUCACACAGCUGCUUCCGCCCACGAUGGUUCCGAUUCGUCUCAACACAGUUCAGUACCAGGAUCUCUUAACAGCAUCUGAAGCAGCUUCUCACCUGCGAGCCUCACCCUUAUCUAUUUUCACACACACACACACACACACACACACACACACACACUCUACUGCUUUCCUCCAUGCUGCUUGCUCUCCUCUUAGAUGAUCUGUUUUUGUACAGUAAAUGUAUUGAACAAACAAACAUUAGAUCUUUAGCUGCCAGCUGUCGAAACUACGUCAGGUGAUUGUUAAACACACACACACACACACACACACACACACACACACACACACACACACACAGUUGUCUCGCUGCUGCUCAGGUGGUCUGUGAAGGUUCAAUAGUUGGGGCUGGUCCUCUGUAAUAUAACCUUUUUUUUUUUUUUCUCAACUUUUUUCUUCUUUAUAAUUGUGUUUAAUUUAUUUGACUAAUAGAACGCAUCAUGUGGUCUCAAAACAUUUUGUCACCAGAGUUUUAUUUUAUUUGUUAUUACACCUAAGAUUCUUCUUUUUUUUUAAAUUUUAUAUAUUCUUCAUUGUUUUUUUUCUUUGCAUCUGAACUGUACACUGCCUGACCGAGAUCAGAAGUAGCCUGUAGGUCAUCAGGGUAGAGGACGUUUUGUUCAACUCAAAGCGGGAGAGCCGAUGCUGGGGACGAUAAAUUCCUUCAUCCUCCAGCCACGUUAUUUUAACCAAUCCAGCCUGAUGGUAGGGUUUAAAUUAAUCUUCCACGUCUUGAUUAUUCACACGCUCAAGUGACGGGUAGAGUAGAAAACCUCAUCAGGAGAUAGUUCUCAAUGUUUGGUCGGAGGUGAUUUGGGCUUCAGUGGCUCCCUUACUGCAUACAGACCAGACUGGAAACCUUCCACCUGUCCUGCUUGUUUCCUGAUCUAGAGAGUUUUGCCUGGUAAAAGCGUGAAAUAUUCCACGUAGAAAACAGUUCCCCUACAUGACCACAGUUAUCGUAUAAAAAUAUAGGUUAGAUAUUUCCAGCUUUUAUCAGUGAUUUUUGUUGGACUUAUUCCCACAUCAUCCGGGAGGUCAGAGGUGUUCAUUUGUCUGGACACCUCUGACCUUUGAAUAUCCCCCAACUCCUGCUUUUCUUCUUCACCUCCAAACUUAGUUUGGACCUGUAAAUGUGGGUUGUGAAGACAUUGUGCGGCUCGGCUUUAAGCAGAUCUAGAAAACGAGCCUUUUGAAACGGAGCAAACUAAUUCCAAUCGUAGUCGUGUAAAUAUUAGUACAUCACUGGACGCCGCUCGGUACGCUGCUUGCUCUUUGUCCUACCAGGUAGUUAGUAGUUCACGAUUAGAUUAAAACCCAUCAGUGCUCUGGAACUGCUGUCCCAGGUCACCGCAGCACUAGAAACGUAAACAGAUUUUGAUGCUCGUCUAAGAAACUAGAGCUUCUGUAUCACGACCAUCAAUGCUUCUUAAAGAAACUUUCCCCAGAAUUUACUUGCUGAAGAAAAUAUCAAAUCUAGGCCCCUUUUAAACCAAACGGGAGUAAAAGAAAGAAGCCGGACAGCCUUCACUGCUGGAAAUGAGUGAGUGUAGAUUACUGUGGGGGGAAGCGGCUGUUUUGAGACGUGUCUGUAAAGGUGUGUUCCAUGAAAAUCUGGCUUGAUUUUUUUAUUGAAUUUUUUGUUACAAAAAAAAUAGAUUUUCUUUUUUCAUUUGAGACUUUUAAAACGGAACAAACGUUCAGGAAAAUAAAAUGUUUGAAUCGGGGCAGAUGCCCUCUCAAACAGUUGCUGCUUUUAAAAAGCCUGAAAUAGUUUUAAGAUAAAUGACUAAUUUCAAAGCUGUGGCCAGUAUUAAAAUGUGGUCAAUAUGGUUACUUAAACCUGGGCCCUAUUUUAUCAUGUUUGUGUGUUGAUUGGGACAAAAUCUAUCGGAACUUUUUGAAGUCGCUCCAGCAUUGAGCGAGAGUGCUCAAAGGUCUGCAAAGUAAUGUUUUUUAAUCUGCCGAGAGCUGAAACUGGACUGAGAGUUGGAAAGAGGAUUGCCGGGAAGACUUUGUUGUGUCUGAUUGCAGAAAACGUGACUUAUUGUUCAUCCAAAAGAUUUUCUAUGUCGCUACUGAACAUUUAGCUAAUCGGUGACGACGUGGAUCCGGCCGGACCCUCGAAGUGCAAACAGACCGAAUCAAGAGAGGGGUAAAGAAAAAAAAAAGGUUGUAUUUCUCUGUCGGAUAUUAUUUUUCCCAUAAUGUUGUGAGACACUUAUGGUAACAACGCAAGCCCGUUUAGUGGCCGUACAUUGAGUUGACCCGAGCCGGUACAUUGCAGCCCGGUUCAGGACUCUCUCCCUCAAGACUGGAGCAUUUUCAAAGUCUUGAUUGGAUGCGAGUUUAUUUCGUCCGAAGAGGGCUUUGAAAUGGCGGCUUCUUUAGCGAUCUGUAGGUUCUCUGUAUAAAAACUCCAAUAUCUCUGAGGGCAACUCGACGUGAACACAGAAGCGGAGCAGAACGGAAGGCUUCGUGUGAAGAGCCGUCCGACGUGGUCGUGCGCUCCCUUGUACUUCUAUCUUUUGAAAGGGCCGAUUUUGAAUUGUACCCCAAAAAAAGAGCAGUUGGGGGUCAAGGUCAACUUGGGGUCAUGGGACAGAGAAUGUAUUAUCUCAAGAACAGAAGUCGGAACAGUGUUUUUUGGUGUUAGAGCAGUCAACAAUACAGAUGUUUAGUAAGCAGUACAGGCCACGUGAAAGUGAGUAGUAUAGUGAUACUAUUGCUCCAUGCCUCCACCUGCAGUUUCUACACUGCAGCCAUGUUUGCUCUUCUUUUUUUUUUAUUCCACCACAUUGGGCACAUUCACAUUGAUUUUUAUACGAGGAGAGUGGAGAGCAUCUUUCAUUCUCUUUCCCACCAACGUUUCCCCCCCAAAAGCUCACCUGCCAAUCCUGCGGGGCUCAUUCUGCUUUCGUUGCUGUCCAGAGUGCAAAGCCGCCUGUUCGAUUCCCUCUGCAGGGCGCGUUCACACUCAGAGCCGUCAGUCCCUCUGUGGCCAUGAAAAGGUGUGACCCGGCGGGAGGAAUCUGAAGCGCCGGCCGAUUGGCCUCGAAUCUCAGAAGCUCCACUCACUCUCCCUCUCUGUUCGCACGUGUAAAUACCACUGAUUUUUAUUUUCAUCUUUUUACUUUUUAUGACAGAGUUGUUUAUAUCUUAUCUCUCCUCAUCCCGCCGAUGAAGCAGUCUUAGUUUGUGCAUUUUUGUAAAUAAGUUUCUUUUAUUUUUCACAAUUCAAAAUGUAAAUACUGCAAAGGGAAAAAAAGAAAAAAAAAUCAGCCCCAUGUUUGUUGAUGACCCCCUUCCC